AUGACUUGUCGGUGGACUUCUGCGGGACCAACCGAGGAAGGCCUGGAAGUCUCUUUCAAGAAGACCACCUGGAUUGCCUCCAGCCCCGAAGUGGAGGCCGCGUUAAAAAAGCAGGCCAAAGACAGUCCGGUCCAAGUGUCGACGGUAGCUAAGGACUUGGGGGUGGCCAACGCGGCUGGCAGAGCUCGGAGGGUGCAAGUCCAGGCAAAGCGCCUUCGCAAAGGGGCCGCGCGUGGCUGCAAGCUGCACUCCCUCAAGGUUGCCAGGACAGCGCACAGGGUGCGCGUCUCAAAAAUGGGAUGCCUCUCCGCUUCCAUCUGGGGGCACCAGGGGCUUGGCCUCAGCCCAAAGCAGUUGAGGGGUCCCCGCACGCACGCGGCCCAGGCGGGCAGGAGGCAGAAGCUUGGCAGCGUCGACGUUGUCUUUAGCCUAGGGGAGGGCAAUUGCUGUGACCCCUUGCGCACCGUUGUCUUGCAGCACUGGCGGACCCUCCACAGGCUCCUCUUCGUCAAAGAGCUCCCUGACAAGUACCAGCGGCUAUGGGAGCUCACCUGGAGCAAGCUUGCCAGGGCCCCCAAGCGUUGGGCCUUGGUCAAAGGCCCUGUUGCGGCAAUGAUAGCGUACCUGCAGGACCAUGGCGUGAAUGCUAGCAAUGUGCAGGAGUGGAAGUUCCCGCCAGGGUCCUUGGGAGGCACGGGCCUCUGGAACUUCGGUGAGGCCAUCACCAUGCAGCCAGGGCCCUCUCUGGCUUUUCGCGUCGAGGAAGGCCUAAGCAGGCUGCUCCAGCACGCGGCCAAUCAGCGCAUUGCUAAACAGGAUGCGGGAGAUGGGGCGGCUGACGGCAUUGACUGGACUGUGCCUAAGCCGCAGACUAAGCAGCCUGGCCAACUCGUCGGGCUCCGCGCUGUGUGGCAGGGCGUCAAUGCCCCCUGUGCAAGAAACCAGCAGGGCUGCGACACGUCAUCCUCGAGUGCCAGUGGUGGCAAGGACGCGCCGAGCCUCAACAGCGAGCAAGCGCGUCCCCAGAUGUCGGGGAUCUGGUCCUCGGCGCUGAAGGUCUUGCCGGCUGGGUGCAGCGUCGUCCAGGGCGAAGCUUUCGCUCUGGCACUCCUCCUCAGGCACACCACCGGGUUGAUUGAUGUCACCGCCGACUGCAAGCCGGCCAUUUUGCAGGCGCAAAGCUCCGGUUUCAAGGCGGCCCACGCCAACAUCUGGGAGGAGGCCUGGGAGGAAAGGCAGCGCCUCUCCAUCACCUGGCAUCCCUCGCAUCGGGAGCCAGCUGAGCACCUGGAGCGUUAUGGGGAUCCGCGCCACUGGCGGGUCAAGAUAAAUGACCUCGCGGACCAGGCCUGCAAGGCAGCGGCAGCUGCGGUCGACGAGCUUGUGGAAGAGGUGUCCCUCUUCCUGGCAAAGCGCGCGUGGCUUCUGCUCGCAGGCUCGGAGGCCCCUCCUCUGGACCUCAAGCCCCGCAACGCCCCGCGCGCCAACCUGCCGCCAAAGCCACGUGCGCAACAGACCUCCGUGUGCACGCUGUUUAUUCAACAGACCCACGCCCCUGAGAUCUUCAGCAGGCUGGAGGCAAUGCCCUGCGCGCAUAGGUGCCAGCAGGGCGCACAAAAGGAGGCGGUCUUACUGGGCGCAGAGGUAGCAGGGCAUGAGGCGCCGGAGUCGACAGGAGACACCCAGGCCGUCCCCACUGCGCCUGGACAAAAGCCCGAAAGUGGCCUGGGCCAGGCCGAGGUUGUGGUCACCACACCUCCUGCUAGCCCAGCGCAAGCGCCGCCACAGUGCCCUCUAGCGGCACUAGCAGGUGACCAAGGCCUCGCAACAGGCGCAACUGACAGGGCACUGAGCCCCACGAGCCCUGCGGACAACCUGGGUGCCGAAGCAGCAGCCCCUGCAGUAGAGCCUGCUCCGGAGGCUGCCACCGAGCCGGCAGCGGAGCAGGGUGCUGCGACGCCUGCGAGGUCGGAUCGCACCUCGUGGUCUCCGCAUGGCUAUGAAUGCCACCCAGACGAUCGCUGCCGUGGUCUCCAAGGGCGCGAGAGGGCUGAUGCACCAAGGCUGGAGCACGCUUCGCUCCACUCCUCGCCUAGUGUGGCCCUGGCGCACACAGCCACCUUGGGCUCCGUGCUGCCAGCAGGCGUGCAAACGCUCCUGCUGCGUGAGGGCACCGGCAGCGCACCUGCUUCUGGCACGGGCCGUGAGCGACGGGCGCUGCCCAGUCUUUUCUCACCAGACCAACUCUGGUGCUACUGCUGUGGCAUCGGUGUCGCAGAGCCGCUCUUGAUGCAGGCCCAUGCCAUGACAGAUCGGCAUGUCUGGAAUGCCAGGGUGUACGUCAGAAGGCACAGGGAAGGCCACCCUGCUCCGUGA
Messenger RNA from Symbiodinium sp. CCMP2456, 2376 nucleotides. Lineage: Eukaryota; Dinophyceae; Suessiales; Symbiodiniaceae. The record is from the annotation of a GenBank genome assembly.